AUGCGCACACCGCGAGUGCGCAUUGUGGCGGCCUUAUUGGUAUUGGCAGUUUUGCCGUGCUUUUCCCUCCCAGGAGCUUAUUCCUGAGGGAACACUCUGUGAGCUUGCUGUAUUUGCUUAAGCUGUGCCUGUUUUUUACACUGUAUUUUUACAUUUUAAAUUUUUACAUUUUUACAUACUAUUUGUGCUUGCUAUAUUUUAGUUAUCUGCAGGCUGAUAAGAUAAUUGAUGGCUCUGCCACUAAGGCCACCAUAACCACAACACCCCUACCGGUGCCGAAAAUACCCACAAUAAUUGAAGCAUCACAGGAGCAAAUGGACUCGGAAGAGUUACAUUCCCUCCUAGACGCUGCUAUGGCGAAGUCUGUGACGCAAGCCAUAUUUACCGCAAUGGGAGCCAUGUCGGAUAAUAUAUCCCAUUCGAUAACCAAUGCACUAGUGAUAACUCAGCUACCACCAGAUCCCAUGGUUAACCCCCCAGAGAGUAAACCGGUGGCCCCUAGUGGGCGUAAAGCCACAAAAAAGUCUCGCCAUUUGGACGAGUAUGCCUACAAAAUCUUACAGACAGAAAGGGUACAUCCUGUCACAGAACCAGUGUUUGGACCACAACUAAGAGCCCCCCACCAGGCAAAAUCGGUGAGGAACUGGAAGAGGACAAAGGCCCUGAUUGAAUCCUCCGACUCUGAAUAG
This is a messenger RNA of Pelobates cultripes (western spadefoot toad), 689 nucleotides long. The record is from the annotation of a GenBank genome assembly. Lineage: Eukaryota; Metazoa; Chordata; Amphibia; Anura; Pelobatidae.